AUGGAGCAGAAUCGACAGUCUAAAGAGGCCAACGAGAAGUUCGCGCCAGAGGAGAAGCAGUCUGACUACGAUGAGCGUGUCAUCCCAUCCAUCGCAAACGAGGUCAUGAAGGCGACGAUCGCGCAGUACAACGCGGAGUCGCUCCUGACCCAGCGAGAGCAGGUGUCUCACGAAAUCCGCGAGGCGAUCGUGCAGAGAGCUCAGCAGUUCAACAUCGUCAUGGAAGACAUUGCCAUCACGCACCUGACCUACGGCAAGGAUUUUGCCCGAGCCAUCGAGGACAAGCAGGUGGCUCAGCAGGAUGCGGAGAGGCAGAAGUUCAUCGUGGAGAAAGCCGAGCAGGAGAGACAGGCCACCGUCAUUCGCUCCGAGGGCGAGGCCGAGGCUGCGAAGAUGAUUUCAGAGGCUCUGAAGGAGCAUGGCAGUGGCUUGAUCGAGGUCCGGCGGAUCGACGCAGCAAAGGACAUCGCCGAAAACUUGUCCAAAUCUCCAAACGUCAUGUACCUGCCGAACGGGCAGCAGAUGCUGCUCAACGUCGCUGGGGGAGCACGGCCGCAGGCCUGA
Molecule: messenger RNA, 564 nt
Organism: Symbiodinium natans
Lineage: Eukaryota; Dinophyceae; Suessiales; Symbiodiniaceae
Source: the annotation of a GenBank genome assembly